GAUUUUCUGAAAAUAUAAGCAUUGAAUAGAAUCGAAUAAUUAUGGAAUUUGAAAACGGAUUACUGUAUCAAUUGCCUAUUCUGCAUUGUGACGACAUUAUCUACAUCUGACUAUGUGAAAAGUAUCCAUCUUUUAUGACAACGGAUGACAUAACCUAACCUAUGCACUUCAGUAUACUCGUGUAUUAAUAUCCCCACUACUUCAUAAAUAAAUGAAUACUGGUAGCAAGUUGCUGCGGAAAAUUUACAUUAGAAGUUUUGACAUCUUCAAAUUUUUACGUUGCGAGUUUAAGCAUUACUACUAUGACGCUUCAUUUUCAACUUCUCAUAUGUAUGGAUUAGCAAGAAAACAAGUAUUUUUGAGGAAUUUUUGCGAAAGCAUAUCGAUAUCUAAAGCAUUGACAUUGUCUUAUUGCAAUUUUAUGGGAACAAUGGCGAAUUCCACAGCAAAGCAGCCAUUUGGUCAGGCACCAUUGGAACCAUUCGUAGAAACAUAUUAUAAUUCUAGUAACAAUCAUGAAAUUCCAUUUCCAUUUCCAUUAGAGAAUCUAGAAUGUGAAAGUAAUACCCAGCCACUUGGUGUUGGGUCAAACACAUGCAUCAAUCCAACUAUGCUUUUGAAAGAUAAAUACAUGGAAGAUAAACAGAGAUAUGAAGCAAUGAGAUACUGGAAACGAAUAGUGAAAGAGAAGCUGACCUCUAAUUCUGAAGAAUUUUUUGUUCUGAGGGUACUAUCCUUCAACAUAUUGGCACAGUAUCUCCUGGAAACAUAUCCAUUUCUGUACAAGGAACAUGACAAACGGGCACUAUCUUGGAAUAUUAGGAGGCAGCUUCUCUUGCAAGAGAUUUUAGGAACCAAAGCUAAUAUAAUUUGUCUUCAAGAGAUGCAAGAAGACCACCUAAAUGAGUUUUUAGUUCCAUUUAAAGAAUUGGGUUAUGCUUAUUUGUAUAAAAAACGAACAAAUGAGAAGAAAGAUGGUUUGCUUUUUUUGUAUCGUUCCGAUCAGUUUAUUUUACUAGAACACGUAAAGGUUGAGCUUUAUCAGUCAGGCAUAGAACUUUUAAGUAGAGAUAAUGUUGGAAUCGUUGCAAAAUUAGCAGUUAAAGAGAAUCCUGAGACACAGUUGGUAAUUGCCACCACUCAUUUACUUUAUAAUCCAAGAAGAAACGAUGUACGAUUAGGACAGUCACAAUUGCUUCUAGCAGAAAUUGAAAGGAUUGCCUUUUUGGAGAACACACCGAUGGGUUCCAAAUACCUUCCAGUUAUACUGACGGGUGACUUCAAUUUAGAACCGAAUUCUGGGGUAUACCAAUUCAUUACAAAAGGAUCGUUCGAAUAUCAAGGAAAAGGAAGAAAUCUUGAGCCAACAGAAUACCGAACUCUUUCAAAUUCGUUAAUACCCCCUCGUCUUUAUAUUACGGAUAAUUGUCAGCACUUCAACGUUUUGAGGCAUAGAUUGCGUGGAAACGGACCAAGUAGAGUGAUGUUAGAAAAUAGUGAGAAUAUGAAUUUAAAAGGAAAUUCAUCAAAUGCUUCAAGGUAUUCUGAGGUGAAUACAGAUACAACCGAUCGUCAAAUAAUAGAAGUUGUUCCUGAAUAUCGUGUACAGUUCUGCUCUGGUACUUUGACGCAUCCGUUCCAUUUCCAAAGUGUGUACAACCAUCAACAAUUCGAUGGUAGACGGGAGUGUACAACGCAUCAAGAUAACUGGAUCACAGUUGAUUAUAUUUUUUAUAGCGAUUUAACACCCAUCGAGAAAUACAAAUUACCGACAGCUGCAGAAUGCGCCACUUUACCUACGAUACCUAACUUCGCGGUCGGUAGUGAUCAUUUCUGUUUAGGCGCUACCUUUAAGAUAAACAAAAAAAAAGUUUAACAAAGGCGCACAUGUGAUAAAUGUAUAAUAAAACAAAAGUUCUUUACAA
Osmia bicornis bicornis is the source of this 1925-nucleotide messenger RNA. It is a transcript of the gene angel, whose product is annotated as protein angel. The coding region runs from base 212 to 1876 and encodes 554 amino acids. Gene Ontology annotation, molecular function: 3'-5'-RNA exonuclease activity. The record is from RefSeq and is a predicted model, not a curated record. The transcript has 6 exons. NCBI's taxonomy places the organism in Eukaryota, Metazoa, Arthropoda, Insecta, Hymenoptera, Megachilidae.